ACAAGAUUGUACGAUACACAGUGUUUUGAAUUAGGUUUACGGUGGUUGUUUUGUUUCGUCUCCAGAUUAAAUCGUUUCUCUCCUUGCGCAGCUGACCUUCCAUCUCCUCCAUCGCAAGACCUCAUAAACUGAACGAGUGUCUUUAAUCCCUCCAUUAAUCUAUCAACCACGAUCUGGAUGCAAUGCGAUAUUUGAUGUCCGAUGCGUUUGAGACGACUAUAAGAAGUCUGGUGGCUCCUCCUCCACCGUCGAAGUGCGCUUGCUUCGCUUCUGGGAGGCUAGAAACGUCUGCCGUGGUGGAGAACUCAUGGGCGUCGACAUGCUCUUGCUCGACUCUCAGUCAACCAUGAUGCCGGCUACCGUUAAUGUUAACCGAUUUUGAAGUCACACGUUGUAACCAGAAUUAUCGCCUGUCAGACUCUUCUCUACUAAUCCGGUUUACCGACUCCACCUCUUUCAAGAAGGUCGCCGAACCAGCCGUUCCGAUACCUCUUGAAUCAUUCCUGUUCCGUAACUACAGUGAGAUGCUUGGUCUUGCUAACUCCAACAAUCAAUUACCGGGUAAUGCUCCUCUUAUUAUCUCUUCUGAUUACAUAUAUAAGGAUAUCUGAUAGUCUUUUGCUCACAAAUCUUAUUGGUGAGAUUACUGCUGUCAAGAGUACGGUCACUGACCCUCCUCAGGACAAUAAUCGUGUCAUGGCGACCAUUAGGAUGGAGAAUGACACAUCUGUGACUAUGAGCCUCUUUGACGCUCAGGCUGUUAAGAUUCAUAAUCAGCUGGAGCAGAUGGGAGUGGAUCCAAGGGUUGUCGUUGCAACCAGUGUGAACCCGAAGAUUGUGGGAGGGCGUCUGUUUUUGAACGCCACAUCCGGCACACACAUCUAUUUCGACAAGCAAACAGAUGCAGGGGAACAAUUGUUUUACAGGUUGGUUGAGCAAGACACUGGGCUCCCGCCAGUAGCUCCGCUGCUAAAGAGUUAUGCUAAGGUGGAGAAGCUGAGUAUAUCUGAGCUCAAUGAUUUUGUCGUCACUGCUACGUCUCAGGAAAUUGAUUUCAUUUGUGCCGGAAAGGUGACUGGAGUCAAAUUGGACAAGGGGUGGUGCUAUGUUUCCUGUUCAAAAUGUUUCAAGAAACUCCAACGGUCUGUCUCAUCUCUCACGUGUCUGUCUUGCAACACCACCAGUGCAGUUGGUUUUUCGGUAUGUACUGACCCUAAGCAGCUUAAUCAUCUACGUUUAACUAACUGUGUGAUUUGAAAAUUUUAUAUGCACUAGAUACCGUGUCGAGAUGUCAAUCGCAGACGAGACUGGUGAGGGUUUGUUUGUUGCCUUUGAUGGAGUUAUUGCGAAGCUCCAUAACAUGAGGGCCCAUGAAGCUGCCAACCUCUUGGCUGGUGAUGAUGUCAACCCCGAAGAAACUGAUGCUCCUCCGUUUGUUCGAGACAUGGAAGGAAAGUCAUACACGUUUCAGGUGAAGGUGGGCCCAUACAAUUUCACAGCAAAUCAUCAAAGCUUUACCAUCUCACGCAUUCUCGGCGAGGGUGAACGUGCGCCACAGCCUGAGUUCGUUGAAGAUGGUGGUGACGAUGACAAUGGAGAUGACAACAACGGUGCUAGCUUGGUGAGACGUAAGAUGGAGGGUGGUGGAUGUAGCAAGUCCGCAGGACCAUCUGCUAAGUCUAAGAAGGCACGGAAGGCAUAAGUGGGAAGGCAGAUAUCCCUUCUCAAUAAUAAUAAAGUUUUUUUUCUCUUAUGGACAAGUAUGCAUUUGGUAUUUCCGUAUUUAUUAUUUCAUGUUUUGUGAUAGCUUAUAAUUUUAUCUACAAUUAUUAAAAAUCGAAUUAUUUUGCAAAAAUGAUAUUGUUUAUUUUCUUUGGGAAUAAUCCAGCUAGCAUUACAUAACAUCAACUUACAAUAUAAUAUUUUUAUUUGCUUAUUCGUUUUCAUUAUGUGAAUUUAGUAUAUUUGUCCACUUAUUACCUUCAUGGUGAUUAGCAUGUUCCUAUAAAAAAAAUCAAACAAAUAGAUCAUUGUUUUGGCGGUGGUUUCUUUGCGUUACUGAGUUCAUAAAGUACAAGCGCUCCUGACAAUAUAUAUUGUUUAUUUUCUCUUUAUUGACAUUUGAGUUGUUUCUUUGUAACAAGUAUCCAUUACGAAGUUCCCUUCUACUUCGUAUUAUUCGAUUUUAAGUUAUGUGCUAUCUUAUGGCUUUAGCUAUAUUUAUAAAAGAUCUAAUUAUUUUGGCAGAAAUGUUAACAUCAAUCACUUGGUUGAUCACCGAACCGAGAUUGAUAUUGUAAACAUAUGUUCCUUUUUAAUAUUAUAUCUCAUGAGUCAUCUCUAAUCUGACUUUUUUAUGAUGCAAGAAGUUCUUGGGCUCCUUCUGCAAGGUGUAGUUGCUUCCAAAAUUUCUGCUCAACUCUUACCUUGGUCAUAUGCUGGAGGAUAUUUGGAUAUCUUCCUCCAUUCAUUAAGAAACAGGUCGACAUGAGACUUCUCUUUGUUUUACACCAAAGCAAAAAAUAUGGAUGCUUAAAAGAUACUCUUUUUUGUUGUUGCAGCUACUUCUCCAUCUUCAGCCUCAUGAUGCUGCUCAGCUAUCCCAUGUAAGAAUAAGAAAAAUAUGGUAUCUGUCAUCUUUUUAAUGUAGGAGAUGACGAGUCCCACAUCAAAUGGUACUUUAGAAGUUAUAGAAAGCAACAAAAUUGAGUCAAUGCCAAAGUUUUCAUGGUGAGUCUAAUGAAGGUUGUUAUAGCACGGUUGAUAAAUGGUGGUAGGGUCAUGGUGAGGGCAGAGACUGAAUGGCAAGGAGCUGGUGUGGUCACGGCUUGGCAGUGAUGGCUGUAUGACUUAAAAAAAACACAGAUCAAAGCAGAUGAGAGAAGAGAAGGAAUCAUAGGUAAGGAAGAGAAGGGAGAAGAUAGUUUGAAGAUAGGUUUUUGCGUAUACAUAAAGAUAAGUUACUUUUUUGGUUUAGCUGCAAUUUGGUUCAGUAUUUGUUUUUGUCGACUAAUUAUUUGAUAGUAACGUAGAACUAAAAUAAAAGUUCUGCUAGAUAUGUAACUUUAUUAUUAUAAAUGUAUUUAUUUAUGAAAAUAUUUUUAAUUAUUAUAAGACAAAUUUUCAACAGAUAAGAGUACAUAACAAUAUUUUAUGUUGUGUAUGCUUUUUCAAAAUAUAUUAUAUAUAUUUAGACCAAAAACUAUAUAUUAUAUUUUGAAUUUUUACAACCUUAACCAGACGCAAGGUCUAUGUGCAAUGGUACGAGAAUGAUGGUCAUGCUAACAUGGUUCUUGAAGCUGAGAUCAUGACUGGUACAGAGGUUGGUGAUUAUUGAACCUAAAAACAACAAUAAAAACUCGAAUAAUAAUACACUGAAACUGAAUAAUAAAAUUUUAUUAAAAAUACAGGUACAUUCAAUAUAAACAAAAUAAAAAUUAAUCAAUAUUUUGAUUAUUGAACCUAAAAACAACAAUAAAAACUCGAAUAAUACUUACUAUGUAUAAAAAAAUUGAACAAACAUUUAAUAAAUGUAUACCAUUUCAAUCAUUAAAAUCGUAUCAUGUUAAUACAACUUUAUAAUCUCUAAUAAGAAUAAUGAAAAAAUAAAGAAAAAUUUAGACAUAUGCGAAGAUAAUGUAAAAUGUGUUUACAUUAUAAAGAAAUUUAAUAAAAAGAGAAAGAUAAUAACUAAAAUAGUAUUAUGUAAUUAAAAUAUAUUUGAGAACAAAUAAAAAUACAAAA
Messenger RNA from Brassica rapa (field mustard), 3744 nucleotides. RefSeq lists its product as uncharacterized. Lineage: Eukaryota; Viridiplantae; Streptophyta; Magnoliopsida; Brassicales; Brassicaceae. The record is from RefSeq and is a predicted model, not a curated record.